AUGGUUGUUGAUCCACGAGAUAUCAAAAUUCCAGCGUAUAUUGCUACUAUUCUUGGUCUUUGUGCUCUUAUUCUUGCUUGCAUCGGUAUUGGUACACCUGCAUGGCAAAUUGUAUAUUCUGAUGCACCUAAUAAUACAUCGCCAUUCACAAGUACAAAUUUCUACUAUACUUGUUAUGCAGGCAAUGCAUCUUGUACAAAUUAUCCAUAUUCGACAGAUGAUUAUAUUCAUUUGAGAUUAGCAUCUGGUUUAGGUAUUGUUGGUAUUCUAUUUCUUACCUUUGGUAUAAUUGGAACCUAUAUACUUGGAUUGUAUCCAUUCAUUGGACCAGCAAAAUUUCAAGAUAGUCGUUAUUAUGAUUUAUACGUACUUUCUGGACCAUUUUGUUUAUUUAUAGCAACAAUAACAAUGUUAGCUGCAUUAGCGGAAGGAUCACAAACAGUACUUUAUAAUGGUUAUUCAGCAAAUCUAUAUCAAACGGCACAUGUUAUCUCCAUAUUUGUAUUACUUGGAAGUGCUUAUGCAUCAGGUCGACGCUCAUUGAUAUCAAGCAGUGGCAUGGAACCAUUAUUAAAUAACAAAUGA
Molecule: messenger RNA, 585 nt
Organism: Rotaria sp. Silwood2
Lineage: Eukaryota; Metazoa; Rotifera; Eurotatoria; Philodinida; Philodinidae
Source: the annotation of a GenBank genome assembly